Molecule: messenger RNA, 1930 nt
Organism: Episyrphus balteatus (marmalade hoverfly)
Lineage: Eukaryota; Metazoa; Arthropoda; Insecta; Diptera; Syrphidae
Gene: Upf3
Product: regulator of nonsense transcripts 3B
Exons: 4
Coding region: 156-1916 (586 amino acids)
Biological process (GO): positive regulation of translation; nuclear-transcribed mRNA catabolic process, nonsense-mediated decay
Cellular component (GO): nucleolus; cytoplasm
Molecular function (GO): mRNA binding
Source: RefSeq, a predicted model, not a curated record
AGUGACAUUUCUCAUAUGAAAUGAAAUCUUUUGCUGGAAAGAAAAAUCAAAACACGUCUCCGUAUUUCUAAUUUCUAGAAAAACUGAAAAACUUUAAACAACAAAAGUUUUAACAAAUAAAACCCAAGUGAAUAACUUUCACCUGCAUCAACAAGAUGACAAAAGAUGAAUCAACUCCAGCUAAAACAGCUGAGCAAGUAAAAACUCGAGGACCUCGAGAUCGUCAUCAGAAAAAAGAUAAACCAAAACCUCUAACAAAGGUCAUUAUUCGACGCCUUCCACCAACAAUGACCGAAGAAGAGUUUCUCAAACAAAUUGAUCCUCUUCCCGAACAUGACAAUUAUUACUACGCUGCAGCAGAUUGGUCUUUAGGUUUCGAUGCAACUUGCCGGGCAUAUAUCACUUUUAAAAAUCAUGAGGACAUAUUCCUCUUCCGAGAUCGUUUCGAUGGUUAUGUUUUUGUUGACACAAAAGGCGAAGAAUAUCCUGCCAUUGUUGAGUUCGCUCCUUUUCAAGGAUUACCCAAAAAUAAAGCUAGAAAAACUGAUCCCAAAGUUGGAACAAUUGAAAGUGAACAACAUUAUAUUAACUUCCUUCAAAAACUCGAAGAAGAUCGAGAAGCUUGCAAGAGUGAGUGUAAAUUGGAAUUCUCUUUGCAACCCAAGGACGACAAGAAGGUUACUUCCACUCCAUUGCUUCAGUUUUUAAUGAAUAAAAAGAUGGAACGUCGAGAAGAGCAAAAGAAACGAACCGAAGAUAAUCGACGUAAACGAGAAGAGGAGAAACAAAAACGAAGGAAUAGAGUCUCCAAGGGAAUUCCAACUGCCAUCAAAGAAGAAGGUACUUCCUCUAAGGAGACUCAUCCCGAAGAGAAGAAGAAUUCAAGGGCUAAACGCCGCGCAGAGAGAGAUCAACGUCGUCGUGAGGAACAUGAACAGCGUCGCCGGGAAAAGGAAAAGGAGCGAAUAGCAGCUGAGAAUGAACAAAAAACAGGGAAGCCGUCUGACCAACCGCCUGCCAAGGAGCCAGAAAAAACAGUUCCAAUUGUCAUUGCCAAGCCUCCUGAAGGAGAAUCUAAUAAACGUAAGGAAGUCAAGAAGUACAGUGAGAGGAGAGAGAGAAAUCGUCAUAAGAAUUCCCAACAGAAUCCAACAUCCGUUUCUAAUGAAUCAUCCACCAAUCCAACAAGUUCAACUGUAAAACCAGUAAAGGAAGACAAAACUCAAGUGAAAGAGAACGAUGCCAUGAUGAGCUUUAUGAAGAACAUCUCGAAUGUUAAGGAAUUUGUUCCAAAACAUAAACAAGAAGCUGCAGCUGCAAAAGAGGAGGAAAAGGUAAAGGCCGAGGAGUUCAAAACUCCAGUAGAUAUGGAAGAGGUUAAGGAAAAACUCGAAAAGAUGUCUUUGAAUGACAAAGAAAAGAUAGUUCAGAAAACUGUUUCCCUAGAAAAGGAUGAGGAAACAGUUGAGCCAAAGUCUUCUGAGAGGACUGAACGUUCGCAUCGUAAUUCUAGUUCCAGCGGAGGUUAUCCAAAUGAAACCAAAAGCGAAGAUCGAAAGGAACGGCGUAUACGCAAUAAGGAUCGUCCAUCAAUUAUGAUUUAUCAACCUGGCAAAUCUAGACUUCGUUCAGCUGAAGAUGGUCAACCAAUUUUAGAUACAAAAAGUAAUCCAACUUCAGAUACUGAGAGUUUGAAAAAAGAAGAACGAUCCAAUACUGUUCGUAAAGUAAGUCGUUAUUCGGAGAGACGUUCUGGGAGAGCUAGAGAUGGUAAACGAAGGAGCAGUGAAGAUAUCACAGCGACAACAAAAACAGUCCAAGUUACAGGAAUAAAUGAUAUAAAAAAGGACACUGAAGCAAAACCGAUUGAGGAGAAAAAAAUUGAGGAGAAAAUUGUUGAGAAGGAAACUGAAUGAAUUUGAAAAUUACA